Molecule: messenger RNA, 735 nt
Organism: Danio aesculapii
Lineage: Eukaryota; Metazoa; Chordata; Actinopteri; Cypriniformes; Danionidae
Gene: foxq2
Product: forkhead box Q2
Exons: 2
Coding region: 1-735 (244 amino acids)
Biological process (GO): cell differentiation; regulation of transcription by RNA polymerase II; anatomical structure morphogenesis
Molecular function (GO): RNA polymerase II cis-regulatory region sequence-specific DNA binding; DNA-binding transcription factor activity, RNA polymerase II-specific
Source: RefSeq, a predicted model, not a curated record
AUGGAGGACAACGUGUGCCACAGCAAUCGAGAACAACUUGGACUUCAGUUUACCAUCGACUAUUUGUUGUACAAUAAGGGACGCAACACUGGAAGAGCAGAACCAGAGGACAAUGUCAAUCCAUCAGAGGAUUUUCAAACCACAGUAAAUGAACCUGAACAAAGAACUCUCUCAGAACAGGACAGUGAAAAAUCAGAGGAACAGGAAAACAACGAGGAUCACGAGAACUCAAACGUAAAGAGCGAAGGAACAGACGAGAAGCCAGCUCAGUCCUACAUUGCCCUCAUUUCAAUGGCCAUCCUGGAUUCAGACGAAAAGAAGCUCCUGCUAUGUGACAUUUACCAGUGGAUCAUGGAUCACUAUCCUUACUUCAAAAGCAAGGACAAGAACUGGAGGAACAGUGUCAGACACAAUCUGUCUUUAAACGAGUGCUUCAUCAAAGCUGGUCGCAGUGACAAUGGCAAGGGUCAUUUCUGGGCAAUUCACCCGGCCAACUUUCAAGACUUCUCAAAUGGGGACUACCACCGGCGGAGAGCUCGGAGAAGGAUCCGCAGGGUAACAGGGCAGCUGCCCUUCGCUCUGCCUACACAUUACCAAACCCUGGGCCGCCUGAAACGGACACCGUGCUGGUGUUGCCCACCGUCCCAUCCAUUAUUGUGCUUCCCGCCUAGAGUCUACUGGAGCUGGGCUGCACUUCAGACACAACGCACACCGGCCCUUCAUGGACUCAUAUAA